Messenger RNA from Stereum hirsutum FP-91666 SS1, 630 nucleotides. RefSeq lists its product as uncharacterized. The annotation marks the transcript as partial. The record is from RefSeq and is a predicted model, not a curated record. NCBI's taxonomy places the organism in Eukaryota, Fungi, Basidiomycota, Agaricomycetes, Russulales, Stereaceae. Gene Ontology annotation, biological process: proteolysis. The transcript has 2 exons. Gene Ontology annotation, molecular function: cysteine-type endopeptidase activity.
UAUGUGCUCGUCAUUGGUAUCGAUAAGUAUAGGCACCUUGAUGUCCUCCCGCUACACAGUGCAGUCAGCGACGCCAGUGACAUGGUGCACUUUCUGCACAAGGAAAUCGGGGUUCCGGACAGUCGAAUUCGGAGCCUCACAAACUCAGACGCUACUAGAGAUGAAAUGAUCUUGGCUCUCCAAGACCUUGCUACAAACAACGAUAUAGAACCAGACGAUCCAAUUAUCGUCUACUUUGCCGGUCAUGGGUCGGUGGCGGAUACCACCGAGAAGUCGCCAGAAGUCCAGAUGCUCUGCCCCUAUGAUUUCAUUCCACGAAGAGAGGGGACCGAAUGCGCUCAAGGUAUACCCUAUCAUACCAUCCGAGAUUGCCUCGAGAAGACUUACAAGGCAAAACGUAACAGCAUCACUCUGAUUCUUGACUGCUGCCAUGCCGGCGCGACCCUCAACGACAACAAUGAGCCGACAGACGACCCUUUUGUUUUACUAGCUUCCUGUGGCCCCAGGAAGCUUAGCAUGGAGGAAGGCGGUGGAGGGCUGUUUACAAGGGCUCUUCUACAGGUCCUGCACCGACGUCCUCAUGUCACGCUCGGAGAGCUCCGUAGGGAUUUAUCACUAUUUUACGAGUAA